This is a messenger RNA of Strongylocentrotus purpuratus (purple sea urchin), 1262 nucleotides long. RefSeq names its product ATP-dependent translocase ABCB1-like. The record is from RefSeq and is a predicted model, not a curated record. Gene Ontology annotation, molecular function: ATP binding; ABC-type transporter activity. Bases 222 to 1262 code for a protein of 346 amino acids. The transcript has 8 exons. NCBI's taxonomy places the organism in Eukaryota, Metazoa, Echinodermata, Echinoidea, Camarodonta, Strongylocentrotidae. Gene Ontology annotation, cellular component: membrane. Gene Ontology annotation, biological process: transmembrane transport.
CUUAUUCGAUCCUUACAGUUCAGUUACAUUGUUAUGUGUUCCUUUUCGCGAUAGGUUUGACUGCUCCGCUUUUACAUAUCACUUCUAAAAUUACUAACACGAAUUUGAUCCGAUUUUAUUUCUAAUUAAAUUAUUUUGAUUACUUCGCUUUUCAGAAAUUACUGUCAGAAUUAUUUUUUGAAUUUGAAAAUAAUAGGGAAAUAUUUCCACAGCUGAAAGGCAUGGAGAAGGAGAAAUCGAAUGGUGUCGAAUCGGCAACCGACGUCGAGUUCAAACCGACAUCGAUGAAUGGGAAACACGGAGCAGUGAACGGGAAGAUCAAUGCGGACCUCAAUGGAUCGGUGGUCGAAUCCAAAAAGAAUAACAACUGGAAAGACGAUGGUGAUGACGGAAAAACUGAGGAGAAAGAAGAGGAGAAACCCAAAGUUGCUCUGACGAGACUGUUUCGCUACGCGACAUCGCUGGACGGGUUCCUCAUGCUGAUCGGUUCGCUGGCCGCCAUCGUGCACGGCUGCGCCUGGCCCGUGCUUAACAUCGUCUUCGGCGAGCUCAUCGACAGCUUCACCGAUUUUGCCAAAAACGACACCAACGCAACGACGUCGCCGACAGCGUCAUCGAACCCCACUCAGGACUUCGAUGACCAGAUGCAGUUGUAUGCCGUGAUCUUCUCUCUCAUAGGGGUAGCGACCGUAUGCUUUGCUUAUCUACAGAAUUCUUUGUGGACACUGGCCUGUGAGCGUCAGAUUUACAAGAUUCGAAAAGCGUUUUUUGACGCCAUUCUGUAUCAGGAGAUAGCUUGGUUUGACGUACAUAAAAGUGGAGAACUCACCUCAAGAUUGGCCGAUGAUAUGGAGCGAGUGAAAGAGGGACUAGGAGACAAAAUCUCAAUCAGUUUGCAGUAUGUCGCGAUGUUUUUCGCAGGUUUUGCCAUCGCGUUCUUCAAGAGCUGGGAGUUAACCCUCGUACUCCUCUCCAUGACACCCCUCAUAGCCAUCGCUGGGGGCUUCAUGACAUACGUACUGACAUCAUUCUCGAAGAAGGAGCAAGAGUCAUACGCCGGGGCGGGAAGCGUCGCCGAAGAGGUUCUCUCCUGCAUCAGGACUGUCGUAGCAUUCGGAGGAGAACAGAAGGAGGUUGCCAGGUACGAGAAAGAGCUUCAUACAGCCCGUGAUCUGGGGGUGAAGAAAGGAGUGACAACUGGGGUAGGAAUGGGUGUCACCAUGCUCAUCCUCUACGGUUCCUACGGCUUAGCAUUCUGGUAA